Lolium rigidum is the source of this 3387-nucleotide messenger RNA. RefSeq lists its product as uncharacterized. Bases 1 to 3129 code for a protein of 1042 amino acids. The record is from RefSeq and is a predicted model, not a curated record. Lineage: Eukaryota; Viridiplantae; Streptophyta; Magnoliopsida; Poales; Poaceae. Gene Ontology annotation, molecular function: glycosyltransferase activity. The transcript is spliced from 14 exons.
AUGGGCUCCCUCGACGGCGCCGCCGGGCCGGGGAGCUACAAGCGCGCGAUGGCGGCGGCGCCGGCUCCCGCGCCCGCGCCCCUGCCGCUGCCGCGCGCCGCGGCGCGGAGGCCGGGCCUGAGAUCCAGGCUCGCGCGCGUCCUGCUCGUCGACAAGGUGGACUACCUCCAGUGGAUCGGCACCGCCGCAGCCUUCUUCUUCGUCACCAUCCUCGUCGUCGCCUUCCUCCCCGGAUCGCUCGUCCUCGACACCCCCGCCAUGCCGCUCCCCUCCAGGCGCGCCAGCGCUGGCGGGGUCCGGAGCAGGACCCACCCCUUGCUGCCUUCCGACCUGGACAGCGGCGAGGGCCUCGCGUUCGAGCCGACCAGGCUGCGGGAGAGGUGGGCGAGGGAGCGGAGGGAGGAGGCCGAGAGCUCGGCGGACCUCGGGAGGCCCGUGAAGAGGGCCGGGGCCCGCAAGCCGCGCCUCGCGUUGGUGUUCGCGAAUCUCGCCCCCGGCGCAAUGCAGCUUCAGAUGGUCAGCGUCGCGUCCGUGCUGGAGGCGAUGGGGUACGAAAUGAAGGUUUUCUCAUUUGAGGAUGGCCCAUGUAGUAAUAUUUGGAGGACCAUCGGCAUACCAGUUGAGAUCUUACCUGUGGACACAAAAUUACUUACUUCUGUAGAUUGGCUAGACUAUGAUGGCAUGCUUGUAAAUUCAAUUGAAGCAAGGCCAGUAUUUUCAAGUCUUCUGCAGGAGCCUUUCAAAUCCAUACCUAUCAUUUGGACUGUUCAAGAGAGUUCCCUUGCUCAUUGUGUUAGUGACUACAAUUCUAGUGGAAUGAGUCAGGCCCUAGGUGGUUGGAAAGAAGUCUUCAGCAGGGCAAAUGUUAUAGUUUUUCCCAACUACAUAUUGCCGGUGAUGUAUGCUGCACUUGAUUCUGGCAACUAUUUUGUGAUUCCAGGUUCCCCUGCAGUAGCCAUUCAAGCUGAUAGAUUCAUUGCCAAAAGUUAUGACCAGGAUGUGAGAAUCGGCUUUAAUUUAGGUCCAAGGGAUUUUGUAAUUGCUGUAGUUGGUAGUCAAUUUUCAUAUGGUGGACUUUUGAUGGAAGAGGCAUUUGUGUUGCAAGCAGUAGGACCUCUUCUGCAGCAGUAUCCUUCUGAGAAUAGCACACAGACUGGUCUGAAAGUGAGAAUCCUGAUGGGAAAUGUAACUGAUAAGCAUAGAAUGGCACUUGAGGCCAUCGCUUUAAACGUUGGCUUUCCAAGAGGUGCAGUGGAACAUGUUGCUCUUGAAGAUACGGACAAUCUCCUUGGCAUAUCUAACCUUGUCAUAUAUGGUUCUUGCCUUGAUGAGCAAUCCUUCCCCAGUGUGCUAGUCCAAGCCAUGAUUCUUGAGAAGCUGGUUAUAGCUCCGGACCUUGGAAUGAUCACGAAAUAUAUUGAUGAUGGGAUAAAUGGUCUUCUUUUUCCACGGAAAAAUAUUGCCAUGUUAACUCAAGUUAUACUGCAAGCAGUAUCAAAUGGGGAACUAUCUGUUCUAGGGAAAAAGGUUGCAUCAGUGGGUAAAGCCCGUGCCAAGGAUCUCAUGGCUUCUGAAGCCAUUGAAGGCUAUGCUGUACUGUUGGAAAAUGUUCUCAAGUUUCCUGCUGAAGCACUAACCCCGUUAACCUCUGGAGAGAUACCUUUGGCUUUGAAACAAGAGUGGAAAUGGCAUCUAUUUGAGGAUGUGAAGCAUUUAUACCAUAUGAAUGAGAGUUUGACUGACUGCAAGAUACUCCAGAAAAUAGAGGAGUGGCAUACCAACCGGAAGGUUGAUCCUCCACAAAAGAUUGAUGAAGCGUUCUCUGCUAUUGCAUGGAAUGAAGAACGAUUAAAUGGGAUUAUGGACGCCAAAAUGAAAUUGGAAGAAGAGGAGUUGAAAGAGAGGAGUGACCAACCUCAUGGAACAUGGGAGGAAGUGUAUAGAAAUGUCAAAAGGGUGGACAGAAUGAAAAAUGAAUUGCAUGAAAGAGAUGAAAAUGAGCUUGAACGGACAGGUCAGCCACUUUGUAUAUAUGAACCCUUCUUUGGUGAGGGGACUUGGCCCUUUCUACAUCAAGGCUCUCUGUAUCGUGGAAUUGGCCUGUCUUCAAAAGGUCGAAGACCUGGAGCAGAUGACAUUGAUGCAUCUUCUCGUCUCCCACUGCUCAACAAUGGGUACUACAGAGAUAUUCUUGGUGAAUUUGGAGCUUUCUUUGCACUGGCUAACAGGAUUGACCGGAUACACAAGAAUUCCUGGAUAGGAUUUCAGUCCUGGAGGACGACUGCAAGAAAGGUUAACUUGUCAAAAAAUGCUGAAUCUGCAAUAUUGGAAGCUAUUCAAACUCAAAAGCACGGAGAUGCCUUCUAUUUUUGGGUUCGGAUGGACCAAGAUCGAAGAAGUCAUGCCAAUCAAAAUUUCUGGUCCCUCUGUGAUGCAGUUAAUGCUGGGAACUGCAGGUUAGCUGUUUCAGAGGCUUUUCAAAGGAUGUAUGGCUUGCAGCUUGAUGAAGAUUUGAAUUCUCUGCCUCAUAUGCCUAAUGAUGGAGACACUUGGGCUGUGAUGCAAAGCUGGGUUUUGCCUACGAGAUCGUUCCUGGAAUUUGUAAUGUUCUCAAGGAUGUUUGUAGAUGCACUGGAUGCACAAAUGUACGACAAGCAUUAUCAAACUGGGCAUUGCAUUUUGAGUAUCCACAGGGACAAGCACUGCUACUCUCGUGUUCUUGAGUUGAUUGUGAAUGUCUGGGCGUUCCACAGUGCACGGCGGAUGGUCUAUGUGAACCCAGAGACAGGUGCAAUGCGGGAGCAGCAUCCGCUUGAUGGCAGGAGAGGUCGGAUGUCAAUCCAGUGGUUCUCCUAUGCAACUCUGAAGAGCAUGGAUGAAGACUUGGCCGAAGAGUAUGAUGCGGAUCACCCUGAGAGAAGGUGGCUGUGGCCACAUACUGGCGAAGUGAUGUGGCAAGGUCUGUACGAGCGGGAGAGGAACAUGCGGCAGCAGGAGAAGGAGCGGAGGAAGCAACAGACCAAAGACAAGAUCCAGAGAAUCAGGAAGAGAGCUCGGCAAAAGACGAUAGGGAGGUAUAUAAAACCAGAUGAUGCCGGUCGCUUAAACGACACGGUAACAGUAGAUUGAGUAGCGUUUAACCACAUAGCUAGGGCGAUGAUUCUUUCUCCAGGAAAUUUUGUUCAUUCUUUGUUCCAGCUAAUGUCCUAACUGGUUGCGCCCUGGUGGGUGUGAUUAUUGUGUCCAGUUUUGCCCUGUAACGUGACUAGCCAUCAAGUUGUGGCUUAGGUUCGUAGGUGUACAUUUGGUUUUGUGAUGGAUACACAGCUCUUUUGCUCGCCAGUUAACUAACUGCAAGGUGCACGAGAAGUGGUUCUGAUUUCUGAA